AUGACUCUUUAUAAAAGUGAAUACAAUAUCUUAUCUGUCGUAUACAAUCUGUACAAUUCAUAUAAAUCUGGGAAUGUAUGUAGGCCUUUUUCUUUUCAUAUAAGGCAAAGUAACGUCGAACAUGCGAUCACACCUCGUGAAAGAUCUGACCCGAGUAGAAGUAAUUCGGUUUGCCGUCGUGAUCAUCAUCGUGUAACGGAUCGGUUGACUCAUCCACAUGCCUGGGGCUAUCCCAUUCGAUGUCCGAGUCGUCAUCACCGCCCGACGGAUCGAUCGUCACUGCGACAAUAAUGAUACCAGUAA
Molecule: messenger RNA, 303 nt
Organism: Haemonchus placei
Lineage: Eukaryota; Metazoa; Nematoda; Chromadorea; Rhabditida; Trichostrongylidae
Source: the annotation of a GenBank genome assembly